AUGCUAGACUGGUCGGCUCAGGCCACAGCCAAACUGAUGUGCCUGGGCGAGAGCAAUGCUCUGGAUGCGAGGGAGACAAAUCCUGUCAACCGGCAACAUGGCACCUCUCCAAGCAUGACGCUUGAGCGCAUCACUGAUGGCGACAUCACAAACGGGAGUCCUUCGAGCAGUUUGCGCCCGCCUGAAGCCAUGGCUUGCUCAUCACCAGAGAAGGGAACGGGUGGAAAAUGCAGGAGCAUCACCAUGCAACCAGGCUGCGUGGGCUUCGCCUUUCACAUGGAUCAGCCAGCAUUGAGGCAGCAGCACAAUCAUAGCGACAACACCUGCUUGUUUGGCAAUCGUAUAUUGUCAAUUUGGGGCCUCGAGGCGCCCCACAAUUGUAGACUGUGGUUGGUCGUACAGCGGAAGCGAAAUGAUAGCAUCUGGAUGGCAUCGGCAGCAAUGCAGGAGACUUGCACCAAGGGCAGGGACACAUAUCAUUGGUGCGCCCUACCCCAGAGCGGCGGGUAUUCUCAGCUGAAGGAUGGAAAGGAGGGCGUGGAUUGGAUCCACUGGCGUGGGAUCCAAUGUUCUAUGGUCGCACCCAGAACAAGCGGUGUAUUUUGCUGGGAUGCGCAUUUGCUCAAUCGAUAA
Molecule: messenger RNA, 633 nt
Organism: Ostreobium quekettii
Lineage: Eukaryota; Viridiplantae; Chlorophyta; Ulvophyceae; Bryopsidales; Ostreobiaceae
Source: the annotation of a GenBank genome assembly